Molecule: messenger RNA, 5836 nt
Organism: Spathaspora passalidarum NRRL Y-27907
Lineage: Eukaryota; Fungi; Ascomycota; Pichiomycetes; Serinales; Debaryomycetaceae
Exons: 2
Source: RefSeq, a predicted model, not a curated record
AUGUGGAUAAUUUGCUUGAUUAUAUUUAUAAGAGCAAUAUUUGCAUUGACAGUUACUAAUUCUCUACUUGUUGUCCCCCCUCCUUUAAUCUAUACAAAUUCGGAAGCAAUAGUUGUUGACCCAAGUGGUACUUUUGAGUUUCUGGGACAAGAAAGUAUUCUGUUUCAGCUUACAUUUACUAAUAAAGGUAAUUUCAUAACUAGUGGGAAUAAAUUAAAGAAAUUUACAAUUAGUGAUGUAGGUAAGAUUGGUGCUGUAAUCUUUGAGAACACAGGCAAAAUGAGAAUUCAAAUGCAAAAUGAUUCAUCUGCAAAUACUUUUGAAAUGCUAUGUGUAACAUUUUUGAAUACAGGGGAAAUAAUCGUUGACAGUACUGCAAAAAGCGGCCAAGCAAAGAGCACCAUAAAAAGUACUUUACUGUGGCAAAAUCGAGGAACAAUAAUUAUUAAAAAUACAUCACCUACCAAAGCCACAUAUGAGCAAGCAUGCAAGCCUUUAUUUUUAGCCGAUUUUAUAAUCAAAAACUCUGGAGUAAUCAAGUUAUACAACCAAUACUACAAACAAAGUACUGGUAAUAUAGUUGGAAACGGUUGUAUAUACCUCGAAGACGGUACGGUGGGUGAGCUUACGUCUGCAUAUUCAACCGGAAACCAAAAGUUUGUUUUGGGUGAAGAUGCCAUACUUCGAGUUACGGGGCUGAAAACUCAAACUUAUAUUGUGUGGAAUUUUCAUUUAGGAAACCAAAUUGGUGUAAGUACAGCGAUAUCAAAAACUAACGGGAUUGUAUAUGAUGCCGAAAUUGGCCUAUUAACAUUGAAUGCAGGCUCCACCAUAAUGCACUUUCUAAUUGGUAAAGGAUAUGAUCCAGAUUUAUUUCGAAUUGAAAAAGAUGGUAAACAUAUUAGCUACCAAGGACCAGCUCCUGAAGACCCAUACCAGCAAUAUUAUUGCAGGACAUAUCCGUUUGAUGAUGACUAUGAAGGCGAAGAGACACCAAAAUCAACAACUUAUGUAACUACAUAUAAACAUCCAAACACUACAUUCACAGCACUUGUUUCGGUUUUUACCAAGACUAAAAGUGUAUGGAUAACAGAUAGUAAAUUGUUUGAGCACUACACCACUACUUUUAUCGAAGAUACUGCUACAAUUACAGGAGAAGUUAUAGUCAGCACUGAUGAUCAACACGAGUGGUAUACAUCAACAUACACCUUGCUGAACUUUGAAACCUCAAGUAGUGAAUUUAGUGAUGGUGAUACAAUCGAAUCAGAAGAUAGUAUGGAAGUGGAAUUCUCUUCCUCAGAUUUAAAUGAGGCAGCUAUACUGGGGGAUAUAUCUACCGAACUUUUGAUAAUGGAAUCAACAGAGAACUCUUCAUUAGACACUUCUAGUUAUGAAUUCAGUUAUGAUCAAUCUUCAGAAUAUCAAAACAAACAAACGUUAGAAUCAAGCUACAGUGAAGGUGAUCAGGAAGAAAACGUAGAAACUAUUAGUCAAACUAGCUAUGAGAAGGUUUUCAUUGAAUCUACAGAUGGUAACAAUGAAGCAUCAAUUUCUGAUUAUAAUGAGUUUGAUAAAUCACUACUGAAGAGUAGUGAUUUGUGGUCAGAGUCAUCAGAAGGUACCAAGGCAUGGUCAUUCGAUGAAAGUAAUCAUGUAAGAAGCACAGAAGUCGAUCAAGAAAACUUUAAAUCCUCAUUAGAAGAAUCUUUACAACCUGUUGACUAUCAAUUUACAUCAAACACAAUACUACUUGUUUCUGAAGAAAUGGUAUACAGCUAUAUUAGCAAUGAUGAUUUGUUUGCAGAAACCGCUAGUUUAUCACACGAAAGUAGCAAACAGACUGAUUAUCAGGGUUUGGAAUAUUCGCACAAUCUGAUAACUUCAGAAGGAUCCGAAAACGAAUAUAUAAGCAAAGAAACCUCUGAUAUUUUUGUCUCAGAUCAGUCAACUACUGAUAAUGAAGAUGAAAUGCUCCAAGAGGAUACAACAGAAGAUGUUAGAAGCAGCUCCAAAUCGUACUUUGAUAUUUCUGAAACAGUAAGUAUUGGUGAUAGCUCUGAUAUUUACGCUGCCCCUACCGAAGUAGAUAUAAAUGGCUACACAUCAGAAGAAUUUAUUGGUCAAAGUUCGGCAGAGUGGUUCCCAAGAAUAACUUUGGAAACUAGUUACGAAAAUGAAAUUACUGGCAGUACUGAUAGUCAAGAAGUUGCAAUAGGUUCAUUGGAAAGCAAUGUUCUUAGUUCAAUAAGUGAGGAUACUUUAGCAGAAUCUUUUACUUUUGAUCAAAGUUUAUCUAGUAAAGAAAGAGAGGAUGGAAUUCCCAAUCAAACAUCUGCUGAGACCUUAGAAAUAACCUUACAAGCUAGCCUGGACUUUGGAGUUUCAUUUGAAUUAACUGAAGAUUCAACAACUGAUCAAAGUGAGUCUGAACUAGAAACCGAGUCACUAGAAGUAAUUGUAAAUGACUCGGUUACAGAGAAACCCACGGAAUAUGAUUUUUUAACUACUACCAAUAGCGAAGUUGAUACAUUAAGUUCAUUGGAAAUACUAGAAUCAUCUAUGCCAUUAUCUUCUGAUUUGAUGUUUUCGUUGAGAUCUGAGGAUAGUUUAAAACUUUCCAUAUUAGAUGAGUUUAUUACUGUGGAAACAACUGACAAAGAUUCAAAAUCAGAAGAUACAGAGAGGCUUGUGUAUUUAGUAAGCAGUGAAAGUUCACUAGAAAUAUCCGAUGAAGGAACACUAGAUGAAUAUCCGACAACUGAAGGUAUUCUUUUUGUAACUGAUGCCACUAGAGAGGAUAGUUAUUCUCCUAAAUCUCAUUCUAUAUCCUAUAUUGAAUUAUCAGAAGUAUAUGACACUGAAAAUUGGGAAACAUCCUCGUUUGUGAUUGUAUCCAGCCAGCUGGAGCAAGAUUUUAGUCAAGGGUAUUCUGAUGCAAAAACACAAGAUUCAAUGAAAUUUUCUUCUAUGAGUGAACUUGUGGAAAGUGAUACAACCAGUGAUAUCGAUUAUGAAUCUGCUCUUGUUGAGGUUUUGCUGUCUGAAUUAAUACAUGAUACUAAUGCCGAAACCUAUGAAUAUGGUGUAAAAACUAUUCUGUCUGAAGAAUCAACAGAUUAUGGAGAAAGCGAGAGACUGGAGUCGAGUUUACCAAAAGAUUCAAAAACUAUUGAUAUUCCUGGUUCUAAACAAGACUCCAGCGAAAUUAUUUCGGAAACAAUAACAAAAGAUGAACAUACAGAACUGGGUAGUAAUGAUUAUGAAACACUUGUUCUAUCUAAUGGGUUCUCUAGGAAACCAGAAGAGACAGAUUUUGGAGAAGCAACUAUUUCAUUUACAUCCAAUGUAAAGUGGUAUACAGAAGAGAGUUCUGUUACUGCUGACUAUGAAAGCAAGGAACCGAGUGGAUUGACUGAAGGAGAUUACUCCUCCACUAUGGAUAAUAUCAAUGAACUGAUCCCCAAACUUAAUACACCCUCUGAAGUUCGAACUCCCUUUACUUCAGAAAUAUUAGAUUUCUUGUCAUCAUCUGAUUUUGAAUCGUUCAUUAUAAUUGAGAGUAUAGAAUCUUAUGGUAGUGACAGACUAAUUUCAGGAGAUUCCAAUGAUACAACAGGUGGUUCUGAACCGUCCACUGAUGAUGUGGAAAUGUUCGAAUCUUUGUCGGACAAUAGUGACUCUAGUGAAGAGUCGGAAGAACCAAUUCAGGAUUCUACCAGUGUGCAGGUACUGCAUGAGGAAUCAACAAACACUGAAGAUUAUAUUGAACAAUCAACAGAAUCCAACAGUAAUAGUAUUACUUUCGAUCAGAUUGUUUUGGAUACUACUGGUUUUUCUGAAUCAAGCUUUAGUUUAUUAGACGAAUCAACAGCAACAGAAUCACCUUCAGUUGAAGAUAGUUUUGUUUAUACCAACACAAAAGAAAGUCAAGGUUCUCAUAGUUUUGAAAUAACUGAAGAGAGUAUAAAUAGUGAAUACAUUCACAUAAUAGAUUCUCAAUCUUUGGAAUCAUUGGAUACUACUAGUAUGGAAGAAAUAAUCAUUGAAGAUACUAAUUUGAUUGGGUCGACUAGUCAGUCCGAUGAUCCAUUUGCAGAGACGUCAAUUUCUGAGGUGGUUAUAUAUUCAAGUGACAGAAGCUAUGAAGAGAUUCAACUAUCAUCUGACGAGACUAUCGUUAUUGAAUUGACUGAAUCUGAAUCUGAGGAAAAUAUACACGAUUCAAUAUCUUAUGAAAGCAUAGCAUUGGAGACAAGUAUUGACACUAGCAACCAUGAAUAUUUUGAAACCACCAAACAAAGUCUGGAAACUAUUGAUCAUUCACCUGAGACAACUAAUUCGGAAACUUUUACUUUAGUUGAAAAUACGAAACUUUUUGAAUCAACAGAUAUGGUCUCCCUGGAUGAGUUCACUACUCAAAAUGAGAGUAUAAGCCAAUUGUUUUCAUCAGAAACCCAUGAGAUAACAGCUACAAGUGAUGAUGUCAGCGAAGAUGUCUUGACAGAACAAACUAUAACACCAGCUUUACCAAGUACUUCAAGUAAUCAAGAAUAUCAAACAGAGAAUAUGGAAACACCCCAGGAAGGUAUGCUGUAUUUAUCUACCAUAAACAUUGACUACCAAGAAUCUCAAUCAACAGAGAAAGAAAUAUUACCUGGUGAAUCUAUUACAAGAACAGAACAUAUAUUUUUUUCAAUAGAUUCCACAGAAGAUACUGAGUUUGGUUUAUCUUCGGGUCAGGUGGUCCCAAUUGAAUUAACAUUGAGUGUUGAAACAAAAGGAAUUUUAGAAUAUACCACUGGGAAAUAUUCUACUGAAGAAACAGAACAAGAAUACUACAAACUGGAGGAAAUUCUUUCAAUUGAUGAAAUAUCCACUGAAGAUUUUAAAUCAACUGACGAUUCAGAAGGUUUAGAUUUGGAAACAAGUUCAAAUGUUGUUCCGGCAGAAUCGAUAAAUAUUGAAACAGAGAGUUUGGGGAAAUCAAUAGUUAUUUCAUCAGAGAUAUCACUAGAAUUAAUAGAAAGCGAGAUUUUGACGUUUGAAUCAACAAGUGACAUCUACAAAGAAGUCACAUCCAUAUCCGAUUCACUAGAUAUAAGAAUUUCUAGUGAUUUUAAUUUUGAAACAAUACCACAUAAUGAACCAACCAGUAUGUCUACCGAGGAAGAUUAUCAACCUAUAUCCCUGGACAUAAUUUCAGAACCAUACGCUUUUACAUCCUUGUCUGAUGCUACAAUAUUGAUAACCGAGGAGCUACCACACUCAUCCAGUAUAGGAACUGGUGAAUACAUUUCUCAUUACAGUGAGGAGAUUGAAUCUCUUGCUAUAUCUGAGGAAGUUAACACAAACGAAACGAUAGAUCGCGAACAUUUGUCAUUACCCUCUUCUGAUGAAGGUUGGGUUGAUUCAACACAAGAAUCCUAUCCUGAUAACUACACUACUGAAUCAGAAUCUUCUAACAUUGAUCCAAAAAUUCAGUCAAUAAGUAGUAAGGAUGAAUACCAAGUUGUUACCUCUGUAGUUGAUGCUGCGUCUACAGAAUUAGAUCCAGAACAAUCAGAAGAUAAGUUCCAACUCGAUUCAACAGCAGAAGGGGGUAUUGAGUUCAUAUCAGAAGAAUCCUUUGACAAAGAAUUUACAGAUGAUUCUACUAUACCAAUUGUUACACCUUUAAGUGAGAGUAUUGUUCUAUUGGAAUCAUCUAUUGUGACUGUUGCAACUGUCGAGUCUAUAAUUCCUGAAAGUUUCCCCAGCGAAUUGGAAAGUAUUGAAUAUAUACCAAAAUCAACUAUAUCUGAGGAACCAUUUCCCGAACUUUCAAGUAGUGAUACGG